AGCUAUAAAGGUUGGACAGGCUAGGACUUGAUUACUUGGAGAGCAGGAGGCUCUGGGAUAAUAUUGGAGGUGCACAAAAUCAUAAGGGGAAUAGAUAGGCUGAAUGCACAGAGUAUUUUACUCAGGGUAGGUGAACCAAGAACCAGAGGACACAGGUUUAAGGUGAAAGGUACAAGGUACAAAGGUAGGAGCCCAAGGGGCAAUUUUUUCAAUCAAAGGAUGGUGGGUAUAUGAAACGAGCUGCCAGAUGAGAUAGUUGAGGCAGGUACUAAAAUGGCAUUUAAAAGACACAGGUACAUGGAUAGGAAAUAUUUAGAGAGAUAGGGGACUAGCCUAGAUGGGGCAUCUUGGUCAGCAUGGACUGAAGAGCCUGUUUACGUGCUGCAUGACUCUAUAAUAUGACUCCAAUGCCAUUAUGGUUAUUAAUCUGAUGGGAUUCUUCUUAUAUUCAAUUAUCUCAAAUAAUUAUUUUGGUCAGAAUUUCAUGUAUAUUUUUUGUGGAACGUACCCCUUUCACUUACAUGUAUUGCAUAAACAUGGGGAAAGGGUAAGACAACUGCUUCAGGUUUCUGUUCUCAUUGCAGUUAGUUAGGUUGUUUGUAUCAUAACAAUAGUAUUUAGUGUGGCAGGAUGCCAUCUUUAUAUCACCCACGUUGAACCACAGGACUUCAUAGCUAUUAUAGGGAUCAUCUAGAAAUCCAGAGAAGUGAUUUGGCCUGGUUACAAGACAUGAUGGGAAACAUAUGAGCACUUACAAUGCAUUCUGAAUAUUUGGUUGAGAGUUGCAUGAAGUGAUGGUCCAGGAGCAUUUCUGUUUUAACAUGAUCUGAUUGCUGGAGACAAACCUCUUUAUAUACAGGAAUCUUUCCUUGUCAAUUAAACGUCUCAAUAGAUUUCUUCUCAUAAUAACUUCUGGGAUAAAAAUCUACGUGAAUCUUCAAGAUUAUUUGCCAACAGCAGUGUUUUCUUUGCUUCUGUGAGGCACUAAGUCGUAUCAUCAAAGAUUAAUCAUGAAAACACUCGUGAUCCUUUCCAUUGUGGCACUGAGUUCUGCUACAUCUUUAUUUGAGAAUGAAUUUCUUCACUUCCUGAAAGACUGGGAUAUUUGGCAACAGGAUCCGCCCCAGAACACGUCAGAUAUUAGUCAAUCUGAACAAAUUACAAUCCCAGCACCCACGGCAGAUUAUCGAUUUUUCACAUGUCCUUUAAAUUGUGUAUGCCAAGUGCGUGUAGUCCAAUGUUCUGAUGCGGGUUUGAAGUCAGUGCCAGCAAACAUUCCCAAAGGUACAGUAAUGCUUGAUCUGCAAAACAACAAGAUUAAUGAAAUAAAAGAAGGUGAUUUAAAGAAUUUGCCUUCACUCUAUGCACUUUUCCUGGUCAACAAUCAGAUAAGCAAAAUCCACCCAAAGGCAUUUCGAUCUAUUAAACACUUGAAAUUGCUUUACCUUUCCUGGAAUUUGCUACCUCAGAUUCCCAAUAAUUUACCUACAUCACUCUUGGAACUUAGAAUUGACGGAAACGAAAUUAAGAAAAUACAAAAAGGAGAUUUUCAAGGAAUGAAGUUUUUACAUGUUUUAGAGAUUAGUGGAAAUCCCUUUGAUACUACUGAUAUUGAACCAGAUGCAUUUAAUGGGGUGCAGCGAUUGAUGUACAUACGGAUAUCAGAAGGAAAAUUGUCAUCAGUUCCAAAGAAUCUACCUUCUAAACUCUAUGAGCUGUACCUCGACCACAACAGGAUUUCAUCAAUAGAACGUGAGGAUUUUAGACGAUAUAAAGAUUUAUGCAGACUGGAUUUGUCAUACAACAAAAUUAAAGAGGUUGAAAAUGGAAGUUUAGCAUAUCUUCCUAAUCUAAGACUGAUUCAUCUAGAGAACAACAUUAUUAAAAAAGUUCCUGCCAGUGUAAAAGAAUUGAAAUAUCUCCAGGCUCUGUAUCUUCACAAUAACAAUAACAAUAUUAGCAAAAUAGAAGUAGAUGACUUCUGUCCAAAAGAAUCGGGAGUGAAGAAGCUGCACUAUAGUGGAAUCAGUCUUUUUGGUAAUCCGGUAAAGUACUGGGAGAUUCAGCCAGCUUCUUUCCGAUGUGUCUCUGGUGCUCAUGGAGUGCAACUUGGAAAUUUCAAGAAGUAAAACAAUAUAAGGAGCACUCCUCAAAGUUCAAGAAUGUGGAAUAUGGAAAUCAUUUUUACAAGCACAGGGAAACAUGGAUUCCAUGAUUAAUAAGGUGCAAAAUCUUGGACAUACACAAAUUCAAAAGUGAAAUUUCAAAGAAUGUGUGUUCUUUGGCAAAUUGUUGACAGAAAUGUAACCUAAUGUUCUAAUUAAAUAUUAUACUUUGUGUUUAUCACAUGAAUUGGAAUAGCCACAAUUAACUCUACUAUGUUCCAAAGAAAGCAAAUUCUGUUAUAUAUUAAAUAAUGUUUGCUUUUAAUUCAAUUUCAUGAUCUGCAUUCUGUAAUUUCUGAUAAGCUUUCCUCUGCAUGUCCCACCAGCCACUGACGAAAGCCAAAUGUAAUUUUAACUCAGUUCAUUUAACACAAUUCAUAGUGCGAUUUUGGUUUCUCUUGUUGUUACCCUGACCUAUAUUGUGCCAACCUUGAAGUCCAAUAUCUAUUUUUUAUGUAUUAGAAAAAGACAAAAUUUGAUGCAUAAUUCUAACAGAGCCUACUCAUUUUAAUUAAAAUUAUCUGAUUUCUUGUGCCAAUCAAAAUCUUUAAGACAAAUAUUUGGCUCGUCCAAAGCAUCGCAUACAAAUGAUAGACACAAAAUGCUGCAAAUGCUCAGCGGGACAGGCAUAUCUCUGGAUAAAAGGUGACAUUUCGGGUCGAGACCCUUCUUCAGACUUAGAGGAGAGGGAGACACAGAGAUAUGGAAUUGUAAGGUUUGAAAACAAGACAUCAAAUGGGACAAAGGCAAGGAAAAUGUAGAAUACAUAAUUGUUAGCCCGGGGAAGGUGACAUCGAAGCAUACAAAGCAAAAUUUUAGUCAGAUCAGUGAGUGAACUAGGAUGGGGAAGGGAUGCAGAGAGAAGGAAAGCAAGGGAUACUUGAAGUUAGGAAAGUCAAUAUUCAUACCUUUGGAUUGUAAGAUGCUCAAGCGAAAUAUGAGGUGCAGUUCCACCAAUUUGCAUUGGGCCUCACUCUGACAUUGGAGGAGGCCCAGGACAGAAAUGUCAGUAUGAGAAUGGGAGAGGGGAAGUUAAGGUGGUUAGCAACCCAGAGAUCACCGCCAAGCCUGCGCUUGAUCUCGCCAAUAUAUAGGAGUCCACACCUGAAACAGCAGAUACAGUAGAUGAGGUUGGAUAAGGUGCAAGUGAACCUCUGCCUCACCUGAAAGGACUGUCGCGGUCCUUGGAUGGAGUCGAGGGAGGAGGUGUAGGGACAGGUGUUGCAUCUCCUGCGGUGAAGGAGAAAGUACCUGGGGAGGGGGUGGUCUGGGCAGGAAGGGAUGAGAUAACCAGGGAGUUGCAGAGGUAACGGUCUCUGCGAGAAGCGGAAAGGGGUGGAGAUGGAAAAUGUGGCUAAUAGUGGGAUCCCGUUGGAGGUCGCAAAAAUGUCGGAAGAGUAUGCUGUAUGCGACAGCUGAUGGGGUAAAAGGUGGGGACCAGGAGGACCCUGUCCCUGUUGCGACUGGGGGAACAAGAGUGGAGCUGUGGGAUACCAAGGAGACCUUUGAGAGGACCUCAUCUAUGAUGGAAGAGGGAACCCCCAUUCCCUGAAGAAUGAGGACACCACAUUCCUGCUAUCCAGAGAUGAUGUCUGUCCCACUGAGAUUCCAGGAUUUUGUUUCUAUCUUCGGUGUAAACAAGCAUCUGUAGUUCCUUCCUAUGCAUUUCAUUUAAAAAAUCAAAUAUUUAGAUGUUAUAUUUGGAAAUGUAUCACCAGUUUAAAUUACAUUUCUAAAUUUGGUAUUUCCACAAGCCAUAACAAUUUCCUUUCACUGUUAAUAUUAACCUGUCAACGAUAGAAAGACCCUGUGUUUUAAUAGAUAACCAUAUAACCAUAUAACAAUUACAGCACGGAAACAGGCCAUCUCGGCCCUACAAGUCCGUGCCGAACAACUUUUUUUCCCCCUUAGUCCCACCUGCCUGCACUCAUACCAUAACCCUCCAUUCCCUUCUCAUCCAUAUGCCUAUCCAAUUUAUUUUUAAAUGAUACCAAUGAACCUGCCUCCACCACUGGAAGCUCAUUCCACACCGCUACCACUCUCUGAGUAAAGAAGUUCCCCCUCAUAUUACCCCUAAACUUCUGUCCCUUAAUUCUGAAGUCAUGUCCUCUUGUUUGAGCAUAAUGCUAGCACAUUCAUAAAAUGAAAAUAAAAUAUUUAAUUGUCAUAGAUUGGUGAAAGGACAUUUUAGACAGCUGUGUAACCUGUCAAAAUCAGUUUGACACAGGCAUUGUUAAUUAACCUAAACAGUAAAAGACUUUCCCAAAAUGAAUAAUAAUUGAAAUUGUGAAAUAUCAUUUUUAUUCCGCCAAAAACUCAAUUUCAAUGUACGAGAAUAAAAUGCUUGCAUAUUUAUCCCAUGGUCCCCCAUGAAAUACCUACAAAGCCACCCAGCAGUGACUAAUACCCAUUUAUUUUAUUUGUAAUACCCAAGGUUAAUUUUAUCAUUGGUCUCAUUUCCACUAAUAAUGCUGAUACAAUGUUCCACUUGAUAAUCCACUUUACACCUCUAUUUCUGCUGAUAAAAUAAUAGAUUUAUAAGCAUUAUUUUUCUCAAAUCCCUUGGUUUCUUGCUAAGGAAUUAACUCUGCAAUUUCUCGUGUGAAUAUCUCUCUCAGCUACAUUUGCAUGAUAUCAAUCUACAACUUCCUUUGUUUACAUUUUUUUAUAUUAUGCUCAUUCUGAUUAUCUUCUAUAAAUGUUGUGGAUGUCACUUUCAAAAAUAGCUCAAGCUUAAUUUUAGUAAACUUCACAUGUACUGUAAUAAAAAACAUAAUGGCCAUUUUUCAGGAAAAAAAGCAAUUUGGUGGCAGGUGUCACAAUGCUAUUAUAUCAAAUAAAAGAAUACUUCUCUUGCUUCAAUUUGAGCAAUUACUUUUAAUAAAAGAACCAUUUAACAAUCA
Molecule: messenger RNA, 5068 nt
Organism: Leucoraja erinaceus (little skate)
Lineage: Eukaryota; Metazoa; Chordata; Chondrichthyes; Rajiformes; Rajidae
Product: asporin-like
Molecular function (GO): protein binding
Source: RefSeq, a predicted model, not a curated record